UUUUCAACCAUUCAGUUCAAAUAUAAAAGCAAAAAGAAGAAGAAGAAAGCAGCAAGAGAAUAGUUUCCGUUACAUAUCUCUUUCCUCUCCUCUGGUUUUUGAGAAAUCCCUAAUCUUCAUCUUCAUCUCCAAUCGUCGAUCGAUUUGUUUCACUCUCCAAAGAUUAGCUCCUUUCGUCUCCGCCGCAUUUGCAAUCGCCGGUUAAAUCUCUCCGUCGUUAAGAUGAUGGGACCACCUAGGACGCCGUUAAGUAAGAUAGAUAGGGCCAAUCCGUCUACACCAGGUGGUUCCAGAGUUACAGAGGAGAAGAUACUUGUCACUGUUCGGAUGCGACCAUUGAAUUGGAGGGAACAUGCCAAAUACGAUCUCAUUGCUUGGGAUUGUCCUGAUGACCAGACCAUAGUUUUCAAGAAUCCAAAUCCUGAGAGAGCGGCAGCAAAAUAUUCAUUUGACAAAGUAUUUGAGACAACCUGUGCGACGCAGGAAGUUUAUGAAGGCGGUCCUAGGGACGUCGCACUAUCUGCCUUAACUGGAACUAACGCAACUAUUUUUGCAUAUGGUCAGACCAGCAGUGGCAAGACCUUUACAAUGAGAGGGGUUACUGAAAACGUAGUUAAAGAUAUAUACGAGCAUAUAAGAAAAACUCAAGAACGGAGCUUUGUCUUGAAAGUAUCUGCUUUGGAGAUCUAUAAUGAGACUGUCAUUGACCUUUUAAAUCGUACCACUGGGCCCCUUCGACUGUUAGAUGAUCCAGAGAAAGGAAUCAUUGUAGAAAAUCUGGUGGAGGAAGUGGUUGAAAGCAGGCAACAUUUGCAGCAUUUAAUUGGCAUUUGUGAAGCUCAAAGGCAAGUAGGUGAAACUGCUUUGAACGACAAAAGUUCAAGAUCUCAUCAGAUUAUUCGGCUGGCCAUUCAGAGCAGUCUCGGGGAAAUAGCAGGCCGCGUGCAGUCUAUCAUGGCAACUCUGAAUCUUGUUGAUCUUGCUGGAAGCGAAAGUGCUUGUCAGACAAACGCUGAUGGUCUAAGAUUGAAGGAAGGGAGCCAUAUUAACCGUAGUUUAUUGACACUUACGACAGUGAUCAGAAAACUGAGUUCUGAAAGAAGUAGUGACCACGUACCAUAUAGAGACUCAAAGCUAACAAGGAUUCUGCAAAAUUCACUUGGCGGGAAUGCGAGAACAGCAAUAAUAUGUACCAUUAGUCCAGCUUUAAGCCACGUUGAGCAAACAAAAAAGACGCUUUCUUUUGCCAUGAGUGCGAAGGAGGUCACAAACUGCACUAAAGUAAACCUGAUGGAAUCGGUGAUGAAAGAGCUAAAGCGUGAGAGAGACAUUGCGCAAACUCAGCUCGUUCUAGAAAGGAAAGGAAAGGAGCUGAAGGGGUCAAGUGAGUGUGAAUCUUUUUCUCAAGUAGCAAGGUGUCUCUCCUACCGUACUCAGGAGGAUUCAACUCCGAGCAAAUCUAUUCCAAAAAGCCGCAGAACAACUCGUGUUAAGAGAAAGCAUAAUAUGAGGCAGUCUCUAACUUCAGCGGAUCCAACAGCGCUAGUCCAAGCAAUCCGUUUGCUUGAAAAGCACCAAAAGAAGCUGGGUGAGGAAGCAAACCAAGCGCUAGAGCUUAUUCACAAAGAAGUGACAUCUCACAAACUCGGUGAUCAACAAACCGCAGAAAAAGUCGCAAAAAUGCUGUCAGAGAUCUGUGACAUGCAGAAGAGCAACCUUUUAACCGAGGAGAUUGUAGUUGGUGACAAAGCUAACCCGAAGGAAGAAAUAACCCGGUUGAACUCUCAGGAAAUCCCAGCUCUGGAGAAGAAGCUUGAGACUGUUCAGAAAACUAUCGACACGCUUGUCUCUUCUUAUCAGACAGAUGAACAGACUCCAGAAUUCAGUACACAGAUGAAAAAGAAGAGAGUUCUUCCCUUCGGCUUAAGUAAUAGUCCUAACAUACAGCAUAUGAUCCGGGCACCAUGUUCACCUCUUUCAUCUUCUGGGACUGAAAACAAGGCUCCUCCUGAGGGCAAUGUCGUGUCUUCUAAUUCAGCCCCGGUGUGUAUUGGAGCUACUCCACCAAAGAGAGAUGAUAACCGCAGUCCACCAAAGAGAGAUGAUAACCGCAUUCGAACCCCGUCAAAAGAAGGAACCUCUGUAUCACGACAAGCGAAUUCAGUCGAUAUUAGGAGAAUGAAGCGUAUGUUUAAGAAUGCUGCUGAAGAGAACAUACGUAGCAUCAAAGACUAUGUUACUGGAUUGAAAGAACGUGUGGCGAAGCUUCAAUAUCAGAAGCAGCUUCUUGUUUGCCAAGUGUUAGAAAUGGAGGCAAAUGAGACAGCUGCUGCUGCUUCGGAGUCAGAUGCAACCGAUGAAUCUCAAAUGGAUUGGCCCUUGUGUUUUGAAGAACAGAGAAAGCAAAUCAUAAUGUUAUGGCAUCUUUGCCACAUCUCAAUCAUUCACAGGACACAAUUCUACAUGUUAUUCAAAGGAGACCCAGCUGAUCAAAUCUACAUGGAGGUCGAGCUCCGCAGGCUGACAUGGCUCGAACAGCAUCUUGCCGAGCUCGGAAACGCGAGUCCAGCAUUGCUUGGCGAUGAACCAGCAAGCUACGUAGCAUCAAGUGUAAGAGCUUUGAAGCAGGAGAGAGAGUAUUUGGCGAAACGAGUGAACACGAAGCUAGGAGCCGAGGAAAGAGAGAUGCUGUACCUGAAAUGGGACGUACCGCCUGUGGGGAAACAGAGGAGGCAACAGUUGAUCAACAAACUAUGGACAGAUCCUCACAACACGCAGCACGUGAGAGAGAGUGCAGAGAUAGUGGCUAAGCUUGUCGGAUUCUUUGACUCGAGAGAGAACAUAAGGAAAGAAAUGUUUGAGCUCAACUUUGCUUCACCUGCAGAUAAUAAGACAUGGAUGAUGGGUUGGAACUUCAUAUCAAACUUGUUGCAUCUCUAGUUUUUAGGCUGAGAAAAAACUAGUAACACGCCUAGAUGUCUCUCUGUUUUUUGCUGUGUGUAUAAAUCCUUUACUUUCAAAGUGAUUCCCUUGAAAGUUAUUUUACUUUUAAAUUCUGAUAAUACGAUCGGUUGUUGUGUCUGUACGAAUUUUAACAUUGUGAGGUCAAAGUAAAUUUAGGUGGAUGUGUGUUACUGAGUUUUCGAAGAGAUUUUUUAUACUCAAGCAAACUUUAUCAAAUCCAUACUAUUAAUUCAGAUUCAUUUCGAU
Molecule: messenger RNA, 3210 nt
Organism: Thlaspi arvense
Lineage: Eukaryota; Viridiplantae; Streptophyta; Magnoliopsida; Brassicales; Brassicaceae
Source: the annotation of a GenBank genome assembly